AUGAGAGCCCCGGGAAGCGAUGACGCCGUCGUGAUAGAGAAGUCGAAGAAGGCGGGCGAGGCGCAUGUCAUCACCGUUAAUUGUCCGGACAGGUCCGGUUUAGGGUGUGAUGUAUGCAGAAUCAUCCUCGAUUUCGGUCUUUAUAUAACCAAAGGAGAUGUUACAACGGAUGGAGUAUGGUGUUAUAUAGUUUUGUGGGUUGUUCCUCAUUAUGAUUCUUUAAUACUGAGAUGGUCACAUUUGAAGAACCAACUUGUCUCUGUAUGUCCCUCUUGCUCGACAUACUUCGUGUUUAAUCUCAUGUCUUCUUGUCCUGCAUCAACAACUGUUUACUUGUUCAAGUUCUUUUGCUCAGACCGGAAGGGACUCUUACACGAUGUUACUAAAGUACUAACUGAGCUUGAGCUGUCAAUUCAAACCGUAAAGGUGACUACAACGCCGGAUGGGAGAGUUCUGGACCUUUUCUUCAUAAUAGAUAACAUGGAUCUUUUACACACAAAAAAGCGUCAAGACGAGACACUUGAGCAGUUUCGUUCUGUCUUAGGAGAGUCAUGUAUAAGCUGUGAACUCCAGUUGGCUGGUCCUGAGUAUGAAUAUCAUCAGAAUAUUCCAUCUCUUUCUCCAACAGUAGCCGAGAAGUUGUUUACGUCUGACCAGCUCACCGAUGAAGACAAUCGUGUACAGGUUCUUAAUGAUGAUAUGAGAAAGCUGAAGAAUUCCACAGUCACUGUUGACAAUUCCUUAAGCCCUGCUCACACAUUACUCCAAAUACGGUGUGUUGAUCACAGAGGUCUUCUCUAUGAUACAUUACGAACCUUGAAAGACUUUGAUAUUAAGAUAUCUUAUGGCAGGUUCUCGCUUCAAACCCAAGGUCAUCGGGAUCUAGAACUAUUUAUUCAGCUGAAAGAUGGGAACAAGAUAGUGGAUCCUGAUAAACAAAAUUUAUUAUGUUCUUGUCUCAAAGUUGAAAUGCUUCAUCCUUUACGGGUCAUGAUAACAAAUCGAGGACCAGACACUGAACUUUUGGUUGCUAAUCCAGUUGAGCUAUCAGGGAAAGGCAGGCCAAGAGUGUUCUAUGACGCUACCCUUUCACUAAAACUGCUUGGAAUCUGCAUUUUCUCUGCUGAAAUAGGAAGAUACACGGCUAAUGACCGAGAAUGGGAAGUGUACAGAUUUCUUCUAGAUGAGAGUUGUUUGUUCCAGCUCGGUAGCCCAACUGCUAGGAAUGAAAUCACUAAUAAAGUGAGAAGAACGUUGAUGGGUUGGUGA
Molecule: messenger RNA, 1269 nt
Organism: Arabis nemorensis
Lineage: Eukaryota; Viridiplantae; Streptophyta; Magnoliopsida; Brassicales; Brassicaceae
Source: the annotation of a GenBank genome assembly